GAUGCACUUUUGCUGGCUUUCUGAUUUUGAGAUAGGGCCAAGCUGUUCACCUGGACUUCAGCAGCAGGCAAAGUACAGUUCCAAAGAAUUAGCUCACUGAUUGGUGCUCAGCUAUUUCUUUCUCAGGCUUCACUUGAAACGAGAGUGUGCAUCUCUGCAGAGGGAUUGACUCAGAAGAAAGAUGAAUUUGAAAAGUUCAGUGGGAUUUAUUCUGCUGUUACUCUUUAAAUGUGCGGUGUGGACAAGUGCUGAAGAAGCUGUGGUGCUUGCUAAUGCCCACCUUCUCCCUCCAGGAGGCUACCAGAGAUUGAGUAACAACAAUGAGAAAGAACAUGCAAGAGAUUGUUUUGAGAUUUUUCAGCACUCUGAAGGAAGCGCCAAGGAUGGUCUUUAUGUCAUUCAGCCAAUGAAAGAUCCUAUUGUUGUUUACUGUAAUAUGCAGGAUGGUGGGUGGACGGUAAUUCAACAUAUUACAGCCAAUAGCACUGUGGACUUUGAUAGGAUAUGGCAUGACUACAAGUAUGGAUUUGGGUCAGUUCAUGACAACUACUGGUUAGGGAAUGAAUAUGUGUAUCAGUUAACUAACACCUCAAGGCCAUAUACACUUAGGGUCAAACUCGUAGACUUAAAUGCCGAAAUCAAAUGGGGAGAGUAUGAACCGUUCAAAAUUGAAGAUGAAGAGUCUCAAUACAGGAUCAGGCUUGGCCUAUACAAAGGCAAUGCUGCUGAUGCCCUGACCCAGGACACAGAAGCUUAUCUCCAUGAUAAUCAGAAGUUCACUACAAAAGACAGAGAUAAUGAUAAUUAUUUUCAGAAUUGUGCCAAACUAGAGUACAAUGGCAUUCCAGGUGGAGGGUGGUGGUAUGAUUCUUGUGCCGGAGCAAAUCUAAACCGCAGGAAUGUUAUAUACUGGCAAAAAGACUGCAAUAAGGAACAUUUAUGCAAGUUUGCCUGGAUGAUGAUUAAGCCCACUUACCAUGGCCAGUGUCCUAACAAGGCUUGUCAUUGUGAAAAAGAUGAAUUGUAGAUAAUAUUACUACAUUAUGAGGUGAGACAAUAAAAUCAGCUUCUAAAAAUC
Molecule: messenger RNA, 1078 nt
Organism: Mauremys mutica (yellowpond turtle)
Lineage: Eukaryota; Metazoa; Chordata; Testudines; Geoemydidae
Product: fibrinogen-like protein 1
Exons: 3
Coding region: 182-1027 (281 amino acids)
Source: RefSeq, a predicted model, not a curated record